This is a messenger RNA of Fusarium proliferatum ET1, 1575 nucleotides long. RefSeq lists its product as uncharacterized. The coding region runs from base 1 to 1575 and encodes 524 amino acids. Gene Ontology annotation, cellular component: membrane. Lineage: Eukaryota; Fungi; Ascomycota; Sordariomycetes; Hypocreales; Nectriaceae. Gene Ontology annotation, biological process: transmembrane transport; carbohydrate transport. Gene Ontology annotation, molecular function: carbohydrate:proton symporter activity. The transcript is spliced from 5 exons. The record is from RefSeq and is a predicted model, not a curated record.
AUGUCCAAAGAGCUUGACCAGUCUCACAGUGAGCAUGUCCAUGAUGCCAGCAACGAAAAGAAAGAAGCAGUGCAGACCCCAGAAGCCAUCGCGACCGCGCUCAACAAUGUGGGAGCUCCCUCAUUAUGGGGCAAAGGGCAUCUCAAGCUGUACAUGGCUUGCGCGCUCAUCUACCUGUGUUCGACCAUGAACGGUUACGACGGCUCACUCAUGGGUUCAAUCAAUGUUCUCUCAGAAUAUCAGGAAUACUACGGGCUGGGUGAUACUGGGUCGACCUCAACUGGCUUGGUAUUCUCCAUAUUCCAGAUUGGACAGAUGGCGGGCGCCUUGUUCACCUGGAUAUGCGACUGGAGGGGCCGCAAAUUGACUCUCGCCGUCAGCUCGUUCCUCAUCUGUGUAUCUGCUAUCUUCACUGCAGUAGCCCCGACUUUGUCUUCGUUUAUCGCCGCGAGAUUCCUCCUCAGCUUCUUUUCGACCAUCAACACCGUCGCUGCGCCGAUGCUUCUCGUCGAGAUUGCUCCUCCUCUACAACGAGCUACGGUUGCGGGAACGUAUAACACUUUAUACUAUAUGGGAAGCAUUAUUGCCACAUUCACAAUGUACGGUGCCAACAUCCAUUUGAGCGGCAACAUCAAGUGGCGUCUUCCCCUCUGGCUGCAGAUGCUCUGUCCCGGACUCGUCUGCCUCGGUAGCUGGAUGUUGCCCGAGAGUCCGAGAUGGCAGGUUGCUCAAGGAAGAAUUGAAGCAGCCCGCGAGUUCAUUAUCAAGCAUCACGCAAACGGCGACGCAGAUCACCCGAUUGUCGCCAUUGAAAUGCAAGAGAUUGAGGAUUCACUUGUUGAGGUUCGAGGCCGUUCCCAGUGGGCUUGCUUCGAUCUACGAAGCCUUUACAAGUCUCGCGCUCGCCGAUAUCGAAUUAUGCUCGUCAUCGCCAUGUCUUGGUUUGGUCAGUUUUCCGGCAACAACGUUUCGAGUUACUAUCUCCCAUUGAUGGUGGAGAAUGUCGGGAUCACUUCUACGAACAUGGUGCUUUUGUUGAAUGCGUUCUACGCACUCUCUGGAUGGGUGGCUGCUACAAUUGGAGCUCGUCUACACGAUAUUGUUGGAAGACGCAAGAUGCUGAUGGGCUCGUGUUUGAGUAUGUCUAUUGCGCUCGCUAUUGUUGCCGCCACUGCAGCAGAGUAUGAGCGAUCGGGUAGCACACCUUCAAGUUCAGCAAGCAUUGCGUUUAUCUUUAUUUUUGGGGUUGUCUUUGCCGUCGGGUUUACUCCAAUGCAGCCCAUCUAUCCAGCAGAGGUUUUAGCUAAUGAUAUGCGAGCCAACGGUAUGAUGGUCUUUAUGAUCACCUCCGGCUGCGCAGGGUUCGUCAACACUUUCGCAGCUCCGGUUGCUAUGAAGAACAUUCGGUACUGGUUCUACGUGUUUUUUGUGUUCUGGGAUCUCUUUGAGUUUACCUUCAUCUACUUUUUCUUUGUCGAGACCAAGGGCCGGACAUUGGAGGAACUCACCGCUGUAUUCGCAGCCAAGAAUCCACGCAAAGCGAGUACCCGCCGGAUCUCAGAGCCUGACUGUUAG